Molecule: messenger RNA, 591 nt
Organism: Trichoplusia ni (cabbage looper)
Lineage: Eukaryota; Metazoa; Arthropoda; Insecta; Lepidoptera; Noctuidae
Gene: Cnep1r2
Product: nuclear envelope phosphatase-regulatory subunit 1
Exons: 4
Coding region: 130-540 (136 amino acids)
Cellular component (GO): Nem1-Spo7 phosphatase complex; cytoplasm
Source: RefSeq, a predicted model, not a curated record
CAAGUCGACAGUUAUUCCGUCAACAAACGCAUUUUUUGCUAUUUGAUUUCUCGAUUGUAGAGGUAUUAAAUAAUCGUAGAUUAGGAUUUAAGCUCAAUAUGUAGGAAGAUAAAAACAAACAUUAAUGUAAUGUUCACUGUUUUUACUCGUGAAAACAAAAUGUCGUUGGAACAAACGGCGUGUGACGAUUUAAAAGCUUUUGAGCGUCGACUGACUGAAGUUAUAGGAUGUCUGCAGCCGGCUACUAUGAGAUGGCGAAUUGUGCUGAUAGUAGUAUCGGUGUGUACGGCAAUAGCGGCAUAUCACUGGCUUAUGGACCCGCUCACUCCGGUUGUAUCUCUAACACAGUCUCUCUGGAAUCAUCCCUUCUUUGCCCUCACCUCCACAUUUUUAGUGCUGCUGUUCAUGAUGGGUGUCCACAGGAAGGUGGUAGCGCCCAAUAUCAUCACGGCCCGCACCCGCUCCGUGCUCAACGACUUCAACAUGUCGUGCGACGACACCGGCAAGCUCAUCCUCAAGCCGCGCCCAGCCAACACAUAACUACUUACUGUACAUAUUUCAUAAGCUAAGAAUAAAUUGUUUCUUUGUUAA